AUGUGUUGCUGCUUUUUCUUCGGCGAAGUCUCAGCGAUACGAACAGGCGUCCAUUUUGCAUCGCCAUAUUGAAAUUGGUCGGACAUCUUUGGACGCCAUGUUUAGUCGGACAUAUUUUAUAAACAUUUUCGCGUAAAUUUCAAAUAUUUUUGAGCACUAAUUAUCGAACUUUUUUUCACUGAAGUGUGUGACAUAGUUUGCAGUGUAAAUUGUCUGGAAAAAAUCUUUGCCUACGCAGCAGUCCAUAUUUGUCUCCAGGGGGCCGUGCAGCUUUUGUUAUAAGCUAAAUAAAGUCAGGCUGGCCUCAAAAUGAUGAAUCAAGAGAUAAUGUGUGAAGUGGAAAUAGGUACCCAUGGUGGUAUGGUAGAGAUAGAUGGGGAUGAACAAGUUGGUGUCAAGUAUGAAGAAAUAGAAACUGGUCAAUACGAGGAGUACAUAACGGAUGAUCAGUAUGAAGAGGUCGAGGAACAGGUCAUUGGUAUGCAACAUUUAGAGGAAGACUAUAAAAUUUCAGUAGGCAGCGAGGAAGUUAUCCUGCCCGGUAUGCCGGGGGAGGAAAUACUACAGCACCACACAGAGAACGCGUACGACGCCGGCUACCCAACGCCAGCCUCCACGAGCAGAAGAGGUCGCGGCAGGCCCCGAGUUAACGCGAACAACACGAGCAACAUACACCAUUUAAUGCCAAUGGGUGAAGUGCCAAUGGGUCUCAUGGAAGGUAAUACAGGAAGAGCAGCGAGACGAUGGGAACAAAAACAAGUUCAAAUUAAGACUAUGGAGGGGGAGUUUUCUGUAACGAUGUGGGCUACGGGGGAGGAUGAUGAUGACGGAUCCAAUCCUGAACCCGACCCCGACUAUACGGAAUACAUGACGGGGAAGAAGAAUGUCUUAGGAAACGAAACUAUGCCUGGUUUAGAUUUAUCAGAUCCGAAGCAGCUGGCGGAGUUUGCACGUCCAGGUCACAAGAUAAGACUAAAGAAACCGUCUCCUGAAUCCUCAGAUAGAACUAUAGCUUGUCCACACAAGGGGUGUUCCAAGAUGUUCCGCGACAACUCCGCGAUGAGGAAGCACCUGCACACGCACGGGCCGCGUGUGCACGUGUGCGCGGAGUGCGGUAAAGCGUUUGUAGAGAGUUCAAAGUUAAAACGACAUCAGCUCGUCCACACGGGGGAGAAACCGUUCCAAUGCACGUUCGAAGGGUGCGGGAAGAGGUUCUCGCUCGACUUUAAUCUAAGAACACAUGUCCGAAUCCAUACGGGAGACAGACCGUACGUCUGUCCGUUCGACAGCUGCAACAAGAAAUUCGCACAGAGUACCAACCUCAAGUCGCACAUACUUACACACGCCAAAGCUAAAUCGAGAAACUCGCUUUCCCGCAACGGUGGUGGUGCUUACGAAUCAGCGAGGACAACACCUCAGUUCGUUCAGCUCGAAGUAUCCCCGGACGACUCUAAUCCACAACUAAUUUUCUACACCCACGAGUGAUGUGACACGGGCAUUUUAAGUGCGGAUUAAGUGAUAGUUAUAUUUAGAGUGAAUAAGUGUAAAGUGAUUUCAAGACAAUGUGAUGAAGUUUUAUAUGUACAGUUAUAUUAAGUUCUUAGCUAGCUCUAUGUUAUGUGAAGAGGAAUAAUUCAUCGGGACUUUAAAAUAAUUGUUCAAAAUAUAGUAUAUUCCAAUGGCAAAAUUGAUGUUAGAUUUGCGUACUCUAUCCAAUUUGCUAAUAACUCUUGUUUAUUACAAAUAGUUUGUGAUUAAUAUAUAUUUUUUUUUUUAAUAGAACUCUAUUUAAAUUUAAUUUAACUUCCAAAGUUACGAUAACUUUAAUGGCAUUAAAAAUGCCGCUUUUUCACAAGUCCCUAAUGAGACGCUUACUAUUUAGGUCUUCGACCGAUUCAAGUAAUGUCAAUUCAAGGUUAAACUAGCUUAUUUAGCUUUUCUGUCAUUGGAAUAUGAUAAAAUUUUGCAGUUCAGUAGAUAUUAAUGGUUUUCAUUCAUUUAAUGCAAAGAACUUCAUAAUACAAUAACUAUACACUACUGUGAGAGAAAAUAAGAUUAGUUCUGUUUUUCUUUUUUAAUGUGGUUAGGAUUUAUAUCUCCAGUGAUUUGAUUCGAAGAUAUCACACUGAAGUUAGGUGAUUAAAAAAAAACAAUUCUCUAGUAAUAAAAACAGUAAUUUUUUUUAACUUGGUAGGUGUUGCCAUGUGAAAUAUCUAACACCGUGCAUAAUAACUUCCUACAAAUUACGCUUUUAUAUGGUAACACUAUAAUAUGUUUUAAUGUAAUUUUGUAGUUAUUAGAAAUAAUUUGUAAAAUCAUGCAUACAUAAAAAUGUAAAAUAAUAAGGUAAUACUUACAUAUUAUUUCGUUAUGAACAAGGUCAAAUAACUGAUAAUAAUAAUUUUGUCAUACAAAAAGGUCAUAGGUCAACUCUGGAUCAGAUUGGCGCAUAACCAAAGCAGAAGCCUUUCAUUGAACUGGACUUAGGAGAAUCAGUGGACUUUCAAAAGUUGAAAUUUAUUUUAAUUAUUACUGGUUAAAUGAUUGAUUUAAAGUCUUACUUAAGAGAUAUAUGCCUACCCAACUGUGGGAUAAGGGUCAUAUUAUCAUAAUCUUAACUUUAAAAACAUGUAAAAUUUUGGAAAUGAGUCUUAACAACAAUAGUUUUCAUGAUGAUAUUAGUCAGAUAAGAGUUUACUUGUCAGAAAAACCCCACCAAUUUACAUCGGGUCAUUGCAGUAGUUAAAUCCGGAGCUUUAAGACCUAACACUUCUUAGACCAGUUCAGUAACAGCAGUAACUAUUACCCGUAUGACUAAAAUACCUACAUGCUUGGUUGCAAAUAUUAAAGAUGAAAGAAAUAUGAAUUUGUUUUACACAUGGAUAUUAGUAUUGUCUAUAUAGAACCGUAAGUCACUUAUAGAUCAGAAUUCAAUGAAUAACUGGUAAAAAUUUUGAAUUCAAAAUGAAAUAUCUAUUGCAACAGAAUGGUGUGGGUUAUUGUUGAUUCCAACAGAAUAAAUUAAUAUAUUGUGAAACUCAGGCUCGUAAAUUAGAUUUAACUGUAUUUCAGAAGUCAGUACCACCCAGGACGAAUAGUACCUAUUGACAAUACAAUACUAUACUAAACUAUAUAAUCAACUAACUGGGCUUAACGUAAUUAUAUAUCUAAUAUCUCUGUUAGUAUUACCAUGAAUAACAAUUAUCGUAGUCAUUGUUUGGUAAAUACUUACUGAAUAUUAUUAGCAAAUGUUUGUUAAUUAUUCAAAAUACGUUCAACACAUGUAUGCAUGAUUUUAUAUGUUCACGUGUAAAUAAUGUAUAGAUAUGCCAAAAAGAUGUAAUAUAGAUUUUAUAUAUAAAUAUUUUCUAUUGGACGUCUGAGGGUUUUGCUAGGGGGAGGAUUUUUAUGGAAUAUAUUAAUUUAUAUCUUAGCUCGUUGAACUGUUUCAUCGAUAGUAAUUUCUUCCAGACAAACUAACAGACUGGACACAGAGUCGUAAGAUCAAUAAUCAUUAUUUUGUCAAAUGUUAGUAAGGUAAAUCAAUCAUCUUUUCCUCAUAAUUAAUCGUGAGUUGUUGUUAUCAUUUCCAAUAAUUCUAUUAAAUUAUUGGAAAUGAUAACGAAUUUAUCUUAAAUAAACACAGAUGAUAGUGAAAAUUGUCCGGUCCUUUGCAAUCAUCCUAGGAUUUUUGCAUUUAUGCAAAUUGUCUGAUUAUUUUUGGACAUAUAAAUGUUCAAUAUAACAUACUGAUGGGUUAAUAGGACUACAAUUGAAGAGAAACUUGAGCAAUUUAAACCAAAGAACCUUGAGUGCCUUGCCAAAAAUACCAAUUCUUUUGUGGCAAAAAUCUUAUACAUUGAGUGACCAGCUCUCAGGUGGCCCAUUGGCCAGUCUGCCUAAAUAUAUAACAAAAUACAAAUAUGGCGAACAACUAACAUACUUAUGCUCUUUCUAUAUACUUAAUAUCAAACGACUGAUUGCUUCAAUAUUAUAUGUUCGACACGCUAAAAUAUAAAUUCUUAUAUAGUAUGUUUUUAAUUCAAUUUAUAAAGAAUGUAAACAAAACUAAAUUAUACUCAAAUUUUCUUUUACAUUGAUCAAAAUUAUUUUCAAUGUUAACAACAUUAGAAUAUUUUAUUGAAGAUAUUUAAAGUAUUCAUUAUUGAACGUUGAGCAGGUGUUAAGUUAUAUACUGAUUCAUCUCUUUCUGACAUAAUUGAUUUGAUAUUCGUUGGAAGGAGACAGCAUUUUGUACCAGUAAAGCCAUUAGUCAGACAGGAGAUUCUAAUUUUAGACAGUAAAAUGGAAAUGUAUAUCCGAUCUGAACAAGAAAACCGAUGUAUCCUCUAACCGUAGAACACUAAUUUGUAUUGUUUAAGAGAAUUGUGAAACUGUGAAUGUUCAUAAGCUGUAAGCGAUAACCUUCACCCUGUGAACAUCAUCUAAUUUUUAUAUAUUUUGCUAAUAUUGUAGGUAAAAUGACAAUCUAGGUCCUUAAGUUUUUAGCAUAAAGAAAUAAUUCAAACAAUAUAGCAUCUAAAUAUCUAUAUUUUUGACUUCAAAACUUCAUCAAGCAAUUUUUUUUUUUUAAUUAAUCUUAAUUCAUUUAAAAAAAACCACAGACAAACCUAGAUUAAGCUGUACUGAAUCUUAUGAGAUCAACAACUUAACGAUUGCCAGAAUGUUAGCAAAAUAAUAAAUUAAUAUAUUUGCUUUACAUCUCCAUACAUACUAAUAUUAUAAAUAGGGAAGUAACACUGUCUGUCUGUACUCUUUAAGGCCAAAUCAGUGAACUGAAUUUCUCCUUCCUUAGGGUACUUUUAGUGCCUAAUACUUAUGAUCAGCCCCUAGAGUGGUCGACAACUUUUAUUUCUUUAUAAAUUAAAUUAAAAUAAUAUCAAAACGAUAGUCAGAUCUAGCCGGUAUAGUAUAAGCGUGCAGAUAGUAUAUUAAAGAUAUAAGUGUUUCAUCUUUGGUUGGUAUAAGUUUACAAUGACUGAUAAAAUAAUGUUUUUUUUUUACGAAAGAGGAUUUAUUGCAAAGUUUGACUUUUUUUUUUAAAUAAAGAACAAUAUUGUAAUUAAAACAACGUCAAAUUUUGCAAUAUGUCUUAAGAUUGUUUAAAGCAAUCU
Molecule: messenger RNA, 5135 nt
Organism: Vanessa atalanta (red admiral)
Lineage: Eukaryota; Metazoa; Arthropoda; Insecta; Lepidoptera; Nymphalidae
Gene: PHO
Product: transcriptional repressor protein YY1-like
Exons: 12
Coding region: 310-1485 (391 amino acids)
Biological process (GO): regulation of transcription by RNA polymerase II
Cellular component (GO): transcription regulator complex; PcG protein complex
Molecular function (GO): RNA polymerase II cis-regulatory region sequence-specific DNA binding; DNA-binding transcription factor activity, RNA polymerase II-specific
Source: RefSeq, a predicted model, not a curated record